This is a messenger RNA of Acanthosepion pharaonis, 714 nucleotides long. The record is from the annotation of a GenBank genome assembly. NCBI's taxonomy places the organism in Eukaryota, Metazoa, Mollusca, Cephalopoda, Sepiida, Sepiidae.
AUGCCGAUCGUAAAAGUUCUUUCUUCCAAAAAGCCUUUGUGGAUUGAAUGGGAUCGACAGGCCCAAAAGAGUGGUAUCCGACACACUGUUUUUUCUGUUAAUGGUGACCAAUAUACAGGGGAAUGGCAAGAUAACAAAAAGCAUGGCAAAGGUACCUACAAAUGGAAAGCUUCUGGAAACAUGUAUGAUGGUGAUUGGAAAUAUGGCAAAAGAAAUGGCUUUGGUACCCUUAGUGUCCCAGAUGGUCAUGGUGGAUUGCAGAAACAAUAUGCAGGAGGAUGGAAAAAUAACAAAAGACAUGGUUACGGUUCUCAUUUCUAUGGCCUUAAUGAAUAUUAUGAAGGUGAAUGGUAUGGUGGAAAACGAAGUGGGUGGGGACGAAUGUACUAUGCCGAUGGCACAAUAUAUGAAGGUGAAUGGUAUGAUGACAUGAGAAGUGGUCAAGGCAUGCUAAGACUUGCUAAUGAAAACAGAUAUGAAGGAUUAUGGCAAAACAACAUGAAAAAUGGUCAUGGGAAGUUCUUCUUCCUUGAUACUGGUCAACUGUAUAAAGGCGUUUGGGUAGAUGAUAUACCUAAAUGUGGUAAAAUCAUUGAUUUCAAUAGAGACAGUGCACCAUACCCAACAAAAUAUCCUAUUCCAAAGGUGGAGCUAAGUGAUCCCGAGGGUGUUUUGGCAACAGCUGAAGACAUGUUUCUCCCAGAGCAAGAGUGA